UCCUGCAUUUUUGCCAGACUUGAGGCUGAGCAUCCUACCCUGUCUCCUACUAUGUACCCUUCGCCUCACCCGCUGCGAUCGGACGACGGGAUUGAUUGAAUCGCAUGGUAUGAGACCGGCAAUGUCGUUGGUCGCACUGCUUGGUGAAAUGUGAUGACAAAACCUGAUUUAAGAAGUUUUCAUGCUUACCCCUCUAGUGACCGAUGAAUGUUCCAGUGUCAAAUUCCACAUUUGCAAUCGCCGUGCGCACGCCAUGCCCAACUCAUGAACCAUAUAAAGCUCGUUUGCCACCAUACACUAAUGCCAUCGCUUCCACAUUAUGGUUGUCGCACCCGUUGACUCCACCGGGGGACUGUUCUUCCAAGACAGUGGGCCCGUACCCGAUUCUACGACAUACACCACUUUGGUUAUAUACCAUGGUACGGCACUUACUGGAGAGAGUUUUCGAAAGGUCCUCCCGCUUUUCCCAAAACAUAACAUACGCGCCGUCGUGGUGAACCGCCGGCACUACCCCGGAAGCGCCAGGUUCCAGGAGGCACAACUCGACGAUCUUCGUCAUGGCCGAGAAGGCUACCUACACGUCGUUGCACUGGAUGUCGCAAAUUUCCUCGCAUGGUUCAUUGAUAAUGAGCAUGUAACGCCUCGGAGUAGGGACAACAGGUCGGGUGGUCUCGCGAUACUAGGGUGGUCAUCGGGAGGUCCGGUUAUCCUGUCUUUAUUCGGUCAGCCAGAUGUCAUAACAGAACGGCUGUAUGGGCAAAUCCAGCCUUUUUUGCGGGCCGCAAUCAUUUAUGAUUCACCCAUGAUGGCUUACGGCUACAGCUCCGAUCCACCUCCUGGCGUUUCAGUGCAAAAACUUGCCGAGGCUCUGCGCACACCUGAGCACUUCAUGAAGUACGUUACAGGAUGGUUCGAUCACGACUUGUCUUCUCGAUCUUCUGCGGGACUUGACUACAGCUGGAUCGGCAAAGAUGCAUCCGUAGACCAUAUCACGCCUGAGGAACUGCAGAAGAUGGCUGACCCUGCUGCGGCAUUCACGGCGGAUUUGGGGCCAGCAUCUUGCUCAGUUGUGGAACCGAUGUUGCAUCGACAAGCUGACCGAGCGCUAUACGAUGAAGAGCUGGCAAGGUCGGUCCUUCCCGAUGUCAGAUUUACGACUCUGGUUUGCACACGAUCGGGUUGGCAUAUGGUGUUGGGCGCACUGGAGAAUGAGAAAAGAUACACUGCGGCGGUAGCUUCAGGGAAGACUGUUCGUCCGAAUCGGUUUAUUGAUAUCAAGAAUGCAAAUCAUUUGCUUCAUUGGAACGACCCGGAAACUUUUUGUAAAGUCGUUGCCGAAGCACUGUCAUAGUUGACAGUCGUCGUUGCUGUUUCACUUGGGGGUUUAAAGAUGUUUUCUUUGGCUAAUCGUUCAACUUGGUUAUUUCAUGGACUGCCACCGCAUCGUAUAUGAUGAUGAUGAUGAUUAGUAGUGGAUUCAUGUAGUACAGUAACAAUCUAUAGUUAGUUCUGGUGCGUGUGAGAAUCCUCUGCCACGGGAAUUCUCAGCGCAAGUUACUCGAAAAGUGGUAUAUGCCAGGGACCACAAGAGCAAUCGGCUCGAUCUUGGUGACAAUCACAGUUGGUUUGAUCGUUUGGUGAAGAGCAACAGCGAAGGCAGAAACGACGUGCAGAUGGUUCUA
This is a messenger RNA of Guyanagaster necrorhizus, 1682 nucleotides long. RefSeq lists its product as uncharacterized. Lineage: Eukaryota; Fungi; Basidiomycota; Agaricomycetes; Agaricales; Physalacriaceae. The record is from RefSeq and is a predicted model, not a curated record. The transcript has 4 exons. The coding region runs from base 320 to 1351 and encodes 343 amino acids.